This is a messenger RNA of Puccinia triticina, 696 nucleotides long. RefSeq lists its product as uncharacterized. Lineage: Eukaryota; Fungi; Basidiomycota; Pucciniomycetes; Pucciniales; Pucciniaceae. The record is from RefSeq and is a predicted model, not a curated record. The coding region runs from base 1 to 696 and encodes 231 amino acids. The transcript is spliced from 3 exons.
AUGAUGCAACCAACAAAACGGUCUCAAAGCACUUAUCAGCAAAGCAAGAUGUCUUUUCCCCUUGUAGAAGACAUCUACAGCAUAGUGCCAUUGCCAUUCGCACAGGAGGUUCCAGCACCAGCGGGCUCAGAAGGACUUCCCAAUGCCUUACGACUUGUCCGAUACCUUGGGGGCCGUCCCCCUCCUCUUCCACACAGUCCAUACACCUUCACAAUUCCUGGCCACACCCGCAAGCAUGCCGAAGACUUCGCCCAUGCAAUGGAAGGAACAGUGCGUUGGACAACUCAAAAGCAAGCCCCCAACAAAGACCUAACUCAAUCCAGAUCAGUUGUAAAGGGCCCGGGUAGGCCAGCAAUGAACGGCUUCAAACUUGAGUUCAAAUGUCCACGCGCUGGCCAGCCACCCAAUCGUAUCAACUCACCAAAAGAUUCCAACAACAAUGAUGAAACUACAGAAAAGUUGAUUCGAAUGAUCAAGGAUCUCUUCAAAAUGAGUUUACAUCGGCCCCAUCAACCCAACCAAUUUACACUGAAUGGAAAGAUGGCUUGUAUUGGCUUCCGAGGUGGCAGAGAAGAGGGAAAAACUGCUGGAGUUUAUGCCUGGGCUGAUGGCCUUACAGCAGAGGAAAUUGGAACAGAACAAGAAAUUGAAUUGUCCCUUCCUGAUCAUAAUGAAUUCCUAUGUGAAAGAGUUUGA